UUACUAGGAGUUAGUUUCUACCUUCCACCAACUCUGGAGGGAAACCACUGAUUAAGAUGAUGCCUAGCAAUUAUACUACGAUAAGUUAAAUACAGAGUGGCUGCUGUUAGCUUUGGCCAGCCUGCACGGAUUUGUGGAGGGGAAGAAAGGUGAUGGUGUCUUGCAAGCUGAAAUACUGGCACUCUGCUGCAGUCUAACAUGGGAGCAGGCGCCUCCCUUUCCAUCUGCAAAUCAUUCUCUUCUAUUCAAGUUAGGCACACAACAAAUAAAAUUUCACCAGAUCUACAGUUUAGUGGAGAAAGAAGCACUUUUGGUGUUCCUCUGGAAACCCUCGUACAGGAUGCAAAGCAAUGUGGGGUUCCUUCUCUCGUGACACAGAUGGUGGAGUACCUAGAGGCGUUUGGUCUGGAGCGAGUCGGUAUAUUUCGAAUUGGUGGCCCAGCAAAUAAAAUCAAGGAAUUGAGGCAGAAGUACAAUCAAGGGGAAAAAGUCGACCUUAUUAAUGAUGGAGAUGUUGAUUCUGUGGCCAGUCUCCUGAAGCUCUUCCUGAAAGAACUACCAGUGGCUGUUUUUCCAGACAAUAUUUGUUCUGGCUUGCUAAAAACUUUCCAAGAGCACAAAGUCAACACAACAGAAUGCAUAGAGAACCUGAGACAAUUGCUCAACUGCCUGCCCAAAGCCCAUCAAAACCUUCUUCAGUUCCUGUCUGCUUUCCUGCUGAAGGUAGCAACCCACAGUGCAGUGAAUUUCAUGACUCUGGAAAACCUGGCCAUCGUGUUUGGACCUGCUCUGUUCAAGAUUCCUGUCAGUCCCUUGGCUUGUGAAGAACAAAGGCUUUACAAUGGCCUCCUGCUGUAUUUGCUUCAACACCAGGAGAUGCUUUUUGUUGACCUGAACCCUUGUUUCUCACAGAGACACGCAGCUGGCCUUCAGGCAAGCAACAAAGAGGAUGCAGAAAGAGACAGACUCACAUUGCUAAGCAUUCAGGAUAAGUCCUUCAACACGACAGCUUUAGCAGAGUGUGACGGGUAUUCAGACUCUGUGCAUGAAGAUCAAGCAGGCAGUUCCAGUCCCAGAGACGAUGAUAACAAAGAAAAUUACCCGGACAACUCUGCUGUCUUAGAGGAAAGACAGCUGCCUUUGCAAGAUACCCAGCAGCACAAGCAGCAGGUUGUAAUUGACUGCGCUCUAAAGCCUGAAAUGGGCAACUUAAAGCUGAGGAAACCUAAGCCCAUUGCAAAGCUAGAAAAUGGAAAAAGCCAUGAGGAAAGUCAGGAGCUGGAGUGUGCAUUGCCAGGCCUCUCAGAGUGGCAGGGGAAGGCUGCAUCCUCAGCUAAUAACUAUGCACAGAACGUGGCUUUAAAAUGCCAGGAAGCAGUCGUGAGAUUCCAACCAAGAAUCCCAUGGAUUUCUUGUGAAGAGGAGCUUACUGAGCGUGGUAUCAGAGAGUCAGACCUCCCCAGUGGCUCUGCUGGUGGGAUGUUGGUGUACAGAAUAGAUCAGAACACAAGCAUUUCACCAAAAGAAGCAACUGAUCAAUUUAACAGCUUAAAUGAGAAUUCUUUGUUGAAGCUGCAAGCCCUGGAAACCGAUCUGUGCUCUGCGUUUCUGCCAGCCCAGGAGGAAACUCCCCAGCUGCCGGCACCCAAGGACACAGCCCUUUCUCCAGCCCAGAGCAGCGUGCAAGCUGAUGGGGCCAGUUGUGGAGAGCAAUAUCACUUCAUUUCUCCUAUUAUUGAUUUUAAUUUAAUGCAUCAGCAGAGAGAUAGCGAAGAGCCUGUGCCAGCCCACAGGGACUGGCAGAAUGACAUGGAGAGCAGCCCACAGGAGCAUCACUCCCUAGGGACCAGCCGACUGCUGUAUCACAUCACAGAUGGAGACAAUCCUCUCUUGUCACCACGCUGCUCUAUCUUUAGCCAAAGCCAGAGAUUUAAUCUAGACACAGAGUCUGCCCCUUCUCCACCAAGUGCUCAACCUUUCAUGAUGCCAAGAAGUUCUUCUAGAUGUAGCUGUGAAGACUGCAAAGAACCACAGACAGUAACACAACUUACCAAGCAUCUUCAGAGCCUCAAAAGAAAAAUUAGGAAGUAUGAAGAAAAGUUUGAGCAAGAAAAAAAAUACCUGCCUUCGCAUGGUGACAAGACUUCCAAUCCUGAAGUUCUGAAGUGGAUGAAUGCUUUGGCCAAAGGUCGGAAGCAGCUCAAAGAGCUGAAACUCAGAAUGUCGGAAGAGCAAAACUGUAGCUCCACAGCGCCCCAAAGAAACGAGCACAGUGAAAGCAGUGGGACCUCUAAAGAGGCUGGCACACAGGAGGCCACAAGCAUGGAACCAGCUCCCUCCGUGGAGGAAACCAUGGACAGUGUGUUGAGACGACUGAAGGAGAAAAGGCAACACUUCAACCUUCCUGAGACUAUUAAGGAUAUGACAAAAAAGCAAAUGGCUUUGGAAAAAAUCAAUCUUCAGAAAUGUCUACUAUAUUUUGAGAGUAUUCAUGGACAACCUGUAACUAAGCAAGAAAAGAGUCUCAUGAAGCCUCUUUAUGACAGAUACAGAAUUAUCAAGAAACUUCUUGCUGCUCCAUCUUUGAUCACAACAAUUCAGGAGGAGGAAGACUCAGAUGAGGACCAUUCUCAAAGCAGCCACGAGUUAUCGUCUGGUCCAAUGUCUUGCUUCCCUGUUGAAGAGCACCUGUGUUACUCUCAGGAGGAGAGUGAGCCUGUACAUAUUUCACCUCUCGAUGAAAAGAAAGUUUACAGGCAGACAGCCUUGUCUAUGUCCAAUUUACAUGAGGCAACAAUGCCUGUUCUGCUCGAACAUCUCAGAGAAACAAGAGCUAAUAAGAAGAGACUUCGCAAGGCUCUUCGAGAGUUUGAGGAGCAGUUCUACAAACAGACAGGAAGGAGUCCUCAGAAAGAAGAUCGGGUGCCAAUGGCUGAGGAAUACUCUGAAUACAAGCACACAAAAGCCAAAAUCAGGCUCCUAGAGGUUCUCAUCAGUAAGCAUGAUAUUUCCAAAACGAUUUGAAGUGAAUGCAAUGCUGUGAUAUUAUUCUCUAGGGAAAAAAAAAAAAAAAAUCCAAACAAACAAACAAAUGUUGAAAAAGAGAAAGUAAUUUUACAGGUCUUGGUCUGCUGCACAAUUAUUUGACACACUGAGAUUUUUGAUGCACUUUACCAAUUAUAAUAGCUGGGAUGAGAGAGGACAGCAAUAUGCAAGAAUAUUAAGCACGGGUGAGUGGACUAUAGUAUAUAUUUUUCCUUUUGAAAAAGCUUUGAAGUGCACUGUGAGAAUGUUAAGAAAUUAAAAGGACAUUGAAGUAAUGUAGAUUCUCAGUUUUACCUGCUCCAAAAGUGUGAGGAAGUGCUCUACAGGUUUUUAGUACUUCUUAGUACAUGAUAAUGUGCUACACUUCGUUUCCAGAAUUAACAUGCACUAUAAUUAAUUAGUAAUGUUGGCUCUCAAGGUCUUGAUUCACUAGAUUAAAAGAAAUGACUUGAGUGAAGGAAAAACUCGGAACAUACUCUAGCUUUCAAGACAAAGUUGCCAUUCAAUUCCAGUGGCUUCAAAGAAAGGUGCACAGGAAGAACCAGUGCCAGGGCUGGGAGUAGAGCAGACUGAUGCUGCUUAUGCAAGAAAAGGCCAGAACACAACUGCCACAUGGAACUAUUUUAUGUUUUAGAAAUGAGAGAAAGUGCUUGACUAAAUGAAAUAGCUACAGGUUGCUGAGAAGAGAUAGAACAGAGGUACUGGCUGCUGUCCUUUUCAGUUGUUCACAGAACCUGGCUCACAGAACUUAAAAGUCAGUAAAAAUAGAUCAACUGCGUGCUAGUUUUGAUUUCUCUAUUAACCUUUGCACUUUGGUUUGCCUGACGCUAUAACAUUCGCUUCUCUAACUACCAAAGCUUGUUUAGGCGCAUGCACUUUGUAAAACGUUGAAGUACUUCUUGUGUUAUAAAUUGCCACAUAUAUAUAAAAACAGGACUAGAUUACUGCAUUAUGCUAAGAUAUUUUGGAUAGAUGAAGUACAUGGUAUAUGAGUGUCACAGUUAACUGAUGAGAACUGCUAAACUUCUUGUUUACUGAAAAUAAGGUUAUAAAUAGUUAUUUUUCCAUUGGAAUUACGCAUCUUUCUUAACUUUCAGAGCACCACACUUCGUAAUAUUAAGGAGAAUUGUCACUGUUUGUGAUAGGCCAUUGGUGUGAAAAGUGGACUAGUAAUACAAGGACUAUCAGCAGGUUUUGUACUAGAAAUGAAAAGCAGGGAUUCUGGGAAAUACCUAGCCCAGACAGAAAGGAGGGAAGAAUUACUUAGAGAAGAAAAAAAAAAGGGGAGCGGAACCAGUUGAAUCAUGUUUAGUGUUUUGCUCUACCUGCCAUUUUGUAUUGACCACAUAGUAUAAGCAACCUGUUUUCUAUCUUGGUAAGAAGAUUUUGAUUUUAUAAAGCCUAUUAUGUACCAUGUUUGUAUUUAUGUAUGUAAUGGCAUGAUUUGGAAGAUGUACACAUCUUCAAGUAGUUUGGAGGAAAAAAUAUGAACACUAAAAAAAGGAAUUUUUUAUUUUGCAGCUAUUUGUUGUUUCAGUGUACUGACUUAAUAAUUUAUAACUUAACUUUUAUGAAUCAGAAAUGGUCUUCAUAAAUCUGUUUUAAUUAAAGUCAUCUAGAGCAACAGGAACAGAUACAGAGCUAUUUGAAGUUUACAAACUACAUCUUUGAUAAGGGAAAAUGAUUUAAUGACAUAUGUAUACAAUUGAUAUUAAAAUGUAAUCUAUAUAUUCUAUAUGAUUGUAUAAUAUUUUAUACAAUGAUACAAAUAAAAUAUUUUUCUAUUAUA
This is a messenger RNA of Corvus hawaiiensis (hawaiian crow), 4834 nucleotides long. RefSeq names its product family with sequence similarity 13 member C (gene FAM13C). Lineage: Eukaryota; Metazoa; Chordata; Aves; Passeriformes; Corvidae. Gene Ontology annotation, biological process: signal transduction. The record is from RefSeq and is a predicted model, not a curated record. The transcript is spliced from 23 exons. Bases 199 to 3024 code for a protein of 941 amino acids.